GUUCUUCGCGGAAAAAGGGAUUUCGUGCUGCGCGUAAUUUAUUGGAUUUUACAGAAAAGAAAUGUGUGAUUCCGAUAGCGAAGAGUUCGCUAGUGCGGACGAAGAUUUUGAGGACGUGGAAUCGGAUGAGUCUGAGGGCCCAAAGGUUCCCUCUGCGGCCGUGCCAUCGAAGCAACCUGCGGUGAAAAAGUCUGACGUGGAUCAGGAAAGCGAACGUCCAGCCGUGAAGGACGAUACGAAAUCGAACAAGAAAGAUACAAAGGCCCCUCAAGACGAUGAGGAAAAACAGGAAAAACAGGAGAAAGAACGUCCGGGCGAGCUGCAAGAUGAAGCAGAACCCACAUCGCAGAAGGUCAUUUCAGUAACGAAACCACAAGAACCACCACCGAAGGAACAACCACAGCAGGCUACGGAUUCCAUUCUCCCCACCGAACAACCAGUCCUAGAUGAUGGCGAACCGAAGGAACAGCAGAGGCCUGUGGAAGUCCCGAAGGAGGAACCAGCUGCGGCGACAGUAAAGGCUGCCACUAAACCGGAUGAACCAAAGUCCGCUGAAACGAAAAGUGUAAUACUGAAACCGGAAAAAUCUCUCGACAAAGCAACUGACAGAGUCGACAGCGUGAAACCAAGGAUACUGAAGCCACCAAAGCCACCGUUGAUGUUUGAGGAAUCCCGUAAAGAACCUGAAAAGCCCAUAGAACCGCCGAAACCACCGAAACCCACGAAAGAACCGACUCCGGAAGCAGCACCCGCAGCCGAGGAAGGAUGGGACGAUUUUGAUGAUGAUUGGGGAGACUUUACUGUGGAAAGUGGUGGAGCUAGUCAACCCAAGCCUUCUCAGCCUUCCGGAAAGCCAGAACCCCGGAAUAAGGAACCGUCGGCAGGUGUUAAGACCAGUUUCCGCGAUGUGGACAUCGAUGAGGUUGAGAGUAAGCUGAGUGACUUCAUGAAACACAGGGAUGAUCCUCCGAUCGCAUCUGUAUUUGAUCGAGUGGCAGCAGCUGGGGAUAGCGGUGGUGGUGGUGGCGCCGGUGGAGGUCAGUCUUGGGGUGGUUGGAAACCAUCAUGGGGUGGAGCAGCCGUUUCGUUCCUUUCUUCAGCGUCCAAAUCGGUUGCUUCGAUAACGACCAACAUAACGCAGGUGAUCGAGUCCGGUAUUGGUGUGCCGAACCCGGAAGAUCUGGCAAGGCGACAGGCAGAGGAGGAAGCGAAACUGCGAGCCGAUGGCUAUCUGCCCGAAGAGAAACCGUCGGAGGAGCGACCAAACCAAACGGAGGAUCGUUUCCGGUUUGAUCAACUCGUUUCGGGCGUGACGCAGAUCAGUAGCAAAGUCAUUACCGGUGGUCUGGACACGCUCGAGGGCAUUGGCAAGAAAACGAUGACCAUUCUCCAGGAGAAUGAUCCAGGUUUGUUGAACAAACGGAAACUACUGGGGCUAACGCCGAACGAUGGCGUCAUUUUAAGUCAAGUGCUACGAGAAGCGAAGGCAAAGACGGAGGAACGCGAACGGAAUUUGAAGCAGAUCCAAAAGCAUCAGUACAAGAAGAAGCUUCACUUCGAGACACUGUUCGAUGAUUACCACGGGUUGGUGCACCUGGAAGCGCUCGAGAUGCUAUCGAAGCAGGCACAGCUGAAACUCGAAUCGUUGAUGGCUCCUUUGACCGGGAAAGCUCUGGAAGAGCUGCAGGAGACGAUGACCGAAGUGAAGGAGUUGUGUGAACUACCGGAAAUAGAGUCUGAAACGGCCGAUGCCGAUGGCACACAAACGGUCGACGAGCUGGAACAGAAGCUUCGCGAAACGAUCAUCGAUCUGGACCCAAGUGUUAAGGUGGAUUUUGGAGAAAUUCUCAAGAGUUGGAGCGACUAUACGGCUUGGUUAGAUGAGAACAAGCAUGCUGACGGCGAAACCCGUUCGGUGCAAGACAUUUUCGAGAAGGCCAUGCAUGCGUUGGCCCAGACAACGGCGCUCUGUGUGCUGAGGAUGCACAAGCUCGCCGAAAUCCUGCUCAUCAGCGAACAUCACAGUACGGCCACGGAGGCCGAUGUGCUGGUCCAGCUAACGACAGUGUUUUGCUGGCAUCUUAGCGGGGUAGCGGCACGAUUCUGCACCGAACUAACCAAUCACAAUCAGAACAAUUCACCGUCGAAUGAGAGCGACGGUAGCACGCUUAUCACAAACAUCUUUCUUGAGGGCUCCAACAGUACAUUGUACAUUCAGAAUGCGUUCCAGUUGUUCAUCCCUAUCCUGCAGCUUGGCGCCGCUUAACUCCCGUUCGUGUACUCACCAAAAUCCAUCCUUUCUCACGGUGUCCGAUAUUGUUGUUAACAAACCCUUCCAUUUUCCAUUGUUA
Molecule: messenger RNA, 2351 nt
Organism: Anopheles aquasalis
Lineage: Eukaryota; Metazoa; Arthropoda; Insecta; Diptera; Culicidae
Product: protein FAM114A2
Source: RefSeq, a predicted model, not a curated record